AGUCUCAGGUUUGAAGCAUCAAACGCAAAGCAAGUUUUCAUCUCAAAUGGCGACAGAUAAAGCGUUUUUCAGUGCCAAAACAGGAGAAAACCAUGGCAUUUUCGGGAGCAAACACUUGAAAUUCCACCGUCUGAGAGAUCCAAAAUGGCCAGCAGGAGAGAAAAUGAUUCAAUACGUUGGAAUGGCCAAAUUACAUGAGCGCAACCACAAACUGAAAGCCCUUAAAACCGCUAUAAAACGAAAGAACAAACAAUUUCGAGCCCGACAGAUGCGAAAAAUACUCAAAGAUGUCACCGUCUGCUUACGUAUUGCCCAUUACGGUGACAACCAGCGCAUCAAAAACAUGUUCCAGGAACAUACGGAAUUUCAGCGAGUGUUUUAUCCGAUGAUGAUCGAGAAAAUUGUUACCGAAGUAGACGAAAAAACUCUAGCCAAGCGGAAACUGUUGGAUCGACUAGUGCAUCAGCUUAACAGUUUGAAUCAAGCCUACGAAGCGGAGUUGAUAGAAGUCUCCAGACUGCAGGACAGAACGAAGUUCACCGAUCCCCAAAAACUGCACGAAGAAAUCGAAGCCACAAACUACGAAGUUGCGCUAAGAAACUGCGCUACGCGUACUUUGACGGCGUACAAUGUUCAAAGGGCGUUACAAGAAAUAAUUAAAGUCAUGUUAAAGGAUUCGAUCUACUAUGACCCUGUGUUGGGUGCAUUACAAGAAGACUUACUCGAACAAGAAAGUUUCAUCAAGAGUACGAUUAGUGCCGGAGUACCAGCAAUAAAAAUUAUACAAAGUCUGCAAUCGGAAUUCGAUGAAUUGGAAAAAAGUACGAGCAAAGAACUAAUGGACCGUUUUCAAAUUCUAAUGCAGCAACGAGACAUUUUAAAUUCCAACAAUACGCGUGUUAAAACCUUAGUUCGCAGGGAUAGUGAUUUCGACGUUAACCCAUCGCGCUACGAUAGGGAUACUGGAAGUAUGAUCGACUUAAAAUCCCAACUGGAAGAAAUCGAGCAAAUCUUGAAACAGCUUAAAAAUGCAACUUCCUGUGGGAAAGUGGAAGAAAUUUAUCCUAGAGUGAAACAACAAGACCGAGAUAAUGACCAAAUGAACAGAACUUUACGCAGACGUUCGCAUCAGCGAAAGAUAGGAGAAAUAGAGACGGAGCUGGCAGAGAUACAAUUCAGUGAUCUCAUUAAUGAUUUGACACCAGAAGAAAUGCAACGUGAUGCCGACUUCCAAAAACUUCAUGAGAAAAUCGAUAAGGAAAAGCAAACCCAGAAGUCUUUGUUAUCUGCUCGAAAAAACAUAGCAGAUGUCAGCACAUUGCUUGAUGUCUCGUUCAAGCACAUUUUAAAUGUUUUGCAAAAUGUUGAAACAGAAGAUGGAAAAAAUUUUCAUGGGCAACGUUCUUCGUACAUCAGCUUGCCCUUGGAGUUAGAUGCGAGCGAGCUUUCGCAAAAAAGUUCAAAUACCAGCAAAUGUUCAACUGUAAUCGCAUCAGCGAAAGAAAAAAUCAAGCAUCUUAUGGGUUUGCAUCAGGCAGAUUCAUCGCGGGAAAAGCAUCCUUCGUUGGAGAAGAAUUAUCAGAACAUUAUAUUGAGUGAGUACAACGAACAGUACAUGAAGAGUAUGAAAGAAGUUGAGAGAUCACUGGAUAUAACAGUAGAAGAUCCUACCAUAUUCACCAGGAAGCAAAUUAAAGCCAUCAGCGCGCAAAUAGUGGAGCAAAAUUUGAAACGAGACGAUUGAGUAACUAAAUUUUCGAGAGUCGAGAUAGAAUUCUAUUAGCGUUAGUAUUUUAAUAUUUUAA
Molecule: messenger RNA, 1805 nt
Organism: Wyeomyia smithii (pitcher-plant mosquito)
Lineage: Eukaryota; Metazoa; Arthropoda; Insecta; Diptera; Culicidae
Product: paramyosin
Exons: 11
Coding region: 47-1744 (565 amino acids)
Source: RefSeq, a predicted model, not a curated record